Messenger RNA from Rubroshorea leprosula, 1342 nucleotides. The record is from the annotation of a GenBank genome assembly. NCBI's taxonomy places the organism in Eukaryota, Viridiplantae, Streptophyta, Magnoliopsida, Malvales, Dipterocarpaceae.
GCUUUGCCGCCGGCUGCACUCUUCCUUUGCUUGUUUGUCCAGAUCUGCUCGGUGGUCCCCUCGGAGACUCUUCUUGCUUCACAGGUAGCUGUUGACUGUUAUUUUCAUUUUAUUUGCAAAGAUUUACUUUGCUUGUGCCCCAUGGACCCUACCGGAUAUCUUCCUUGUCUUUGUGAUUGCCGGCUAACUCCUUCUUGUUUGUUUUUUUUUUUUAUGUGCAAAUCCGCCUGGCUUGUGUUCGGUGGACCAGUACCGAGCAACCUUUCCUUGCCAAAAUUAUUUUCAUGGCUCAUGACCGAGAAGAACAAUCCAUGCCAACCGGAUCUGCUUCCAUGGCCGGUUCAAAGGCCACUCCUUGCUUGAGGUCACCUCCCCCAGAUUUAACUAAAAUCUUUCAAAACCGUAACCUUCAAGAUGAUAUAAACAGGGUACUCCAAAAACAGAAACCAUGCCAUUCAAGCCAAACUUUUGUUCCUCACAGAAAAUCUCAGAUUUUGGGCCCUUAUUUUGUGUCUAACCCACCGGCUGCCCUUGCAUCCAUUUAUCCACAACCCAAAGAACAUCUGCUCCCCUUUCAAGUAAAACCUGAUUGGAGUAAGUGGGUUGGUUCUUUUGGAGCUUGGCCGGCUUGGAGAAAAUCAGAAUGGGUAGAGUGGAUUGAUCGUCUAGAACCUGAUUUUGGCCAAAUUUGGAGAGAUGUGGGUCUGUUUGAGUUUAUACAACUCACCAAAUGCAGGUUCACCAUGGACAAGAUGGCCUUGGGUGCAGCUUUGUUAUUUUGGUCUGGCUCUUUCAAUUGUUUUCAUUUUCCCUGUGGAGCCAUGUCUGUGAGCCUUUUUGAUGUCAGCUCACUAACCGGAUUGCCCUGUACUGGAGAAGAGAUUUCAGCAUUGUUAACCGUACCUCCCGGUGUUGAGUACAAUGUGGAGUUGAAACCCUCUUAUCCAGCCUUCGUGAAGUCUGCCUAUGACAAAAGUCCCACCAAAGAGUUUAUUCCUUUAGCUGUUGCUUUAGCAUAUGGUAAACAAAUGGCUCUGGUUGUGGUUAUAUUCUUAUUUCCCAACCCUCGCUCCUGUCUCAUCCGCUGUUCCAGCUCGGGAUCUACUUACUUCCGGCUUCCUAUUCAAAAAUGCCGUGGAAAACAAGAAAAGCUUUGAAGAAUGCUUCAAGUUUUUUGCUUCUCUUUCUAUUGAUCGUCCCGAUGCAGACUUUGCUGUGUUCCUUGGCAGAUCUCACGGUCCUUCAUGGUACAGGGCCGAUUUCACAUCCCCAGAUUUCAGAGCGUUUUGGUCUGUUUGUGUGACCUCUCGGGAUUUGUUUGUUGGCUGUAGUUUGAACACUC